GAGGGAAGAGCGUGGGAGAGAUUGUUCAGGCUGUUCUCUCUCGUACGGCCAAGGAGGAGGGGGAGAAGGUACUGAGACCAGGACAGAGAAAGGCAGCUGCAUUGGCGAACAAAUGCCGGGAUCCCCUUAGAUAACUGGAAGGAGACCAGGAAUUGGAUUUGAAAUAAAUAAGGAGUCGCGGAGCCAGAGGGAAAAGAAAGCAGAAGAUUUUUUUUUCUCUCUCCCUCUGGGUGGUUGCAUUUGUCCUUUUUCGUUCCUUUUUAUCCCCCUUUUUCCCCCCCUCCUCUCCAGAUCGAUUUCUGAUUGUAAAUUCUGCAGGGAUCUACCCAAGCGCCCCCCCCCACACCCCCCCCUCCACCCUACCCGACCCUAACCGAGGGGAGAAAGUGGCUCUGGGCACACCAUGAGGGAAUACAAAGUGGUGGUGCUGGGCAGCGGAGGGGUGGGCAAGUCAGCGCUGACCGUGCAGUUUGUCACCGGCUCCUUCAUCGAGAAAUACGACCCGACCAUCGAGGACUUCUACAGGAAGGAAAUCGAGGUGGACUCCUCGCCGUCGGUGCUGGAGAUCCUGGACACGGCGGGCACCGAGCAAUUCGCCUCCAUGCGAGACCUGUACAUCAAGAACGGCCAAGGCUUCAUCCUGGUCUACAGCCUGGUCAACCAGCAGAGCUUCCAGGACAUCCGACCCAUGCGGGACCAGAUCAUCCGGGUGAAGCGCUACGAGAGGGUGCCCAUGCUGCUGGUGGGCAAUAAGGUGGACCUGGAAGGGGAGCGGGAGGUCUCCUUUGGCGAAGGCAAGGCUCUGGCCGAUGAAUGGAACUGCCCUUUCAUGGAGACUUCGGCCAAAAAUAAAACCUCCGUGGACGAACUGUUUGCAGAGAUCGUCAGGCAGAUGAACUAUGUGGCUCAGCCCAAUGGGGAUGAUCAUUGUUGCUCGUCCUGUGUUGUCCUGUGAUAGAUUUCUAUAUAAAUAUAUAUUACACGUUAUUAAAAAAAGGCACAGAGUUUCUAUGCAAAGUUGGAAAUAUGGAUAUUUGACAUCCCAUCUCUUGUGGCACCAACGUAAACUUUGGAGACACUGUAACAGAUGCCACACGAUUUGAAUCAGAGCUCCAUCUUACUGCUGUUUUAUUCAUGGGGUGUUUAGGGGUGUGGGGAAAGCAAAGUACAUCUAUUUUUUGUUGAACUGCUGUGACUUGAUUUUUGCCUCCUCUUCCCCUUUUUGUCCCUCCCUCCCCUGCCCUUUAACCUGUCUCCCCCUCACCCCACCCCCAUCCCCUCCCCCACCACCACCCCAUUGACAGAAAAGGGGAAAGGUAGGGCAAAUAUAUUUAACGUAAAAUGCGACAAUGGUUAUUUUUUUGAACUGUGUGCUGUGAAUGUGACAACUGUGGACUUGUACAAACAAGGGAGGAGAGAGAAGACUGAUGAAUGGACAUCUAGUGAGCCCAGGAGGGUGCAGACAAUUACUGUGCUGUGGUCCACAGACUGGCUGAUCGCAGGCCACCAACCGCCCUUGUGUCUAGUGCCUUUGAGAUUCCACUGUCAAUGCAGUACGUGCCAAUCUGUGAAAACCUCCAUGCCAUCCCAUGAGCUGCCAGCGCACAAAAUAAAAGUACUUUAAACUUU
Messenger RNA from Hemiscyllium ocellatum (epaulette shark), 1629 nucleotides. RefSeq names its product ras-related protein Rap-2b. Bases 404 to 955 code for a protein of 183 amino acids. Gene Ontology annotation, molecular function: GTP binding; GTPase activity; GDP binding. The transcript has 2 exons. The record is from RefSeq and is a predicted model, not a curated record. Gene Ontology annotation, cellular component: plasma membrane. NCBI's taxonomy places the organism in Eukaryota, Metazoa, Chordata, Chondrichthyes, Orectolobiformes, Hemiscylliidae. Gene Ontology annotation, biological process: negative regulation of cell migration; Rap protein signal transduction.